AUGCAGCCCCGGCUCUGGAUCCUCCUGGCCGCGCAGCUAGCAGCUCUCCACGGCAGCUUAGUCCUCCAGCAGACCCCUGGGACCAUAACAGUGCAGACCAACCAAAUGGUGUUGCUGUCCUGUGAGCCUAAAUUCUCGCCCAAUAAUAUGCACAUCUACUGGCUGAGACAGCGCCAGGCCCCGAGCAGUGACAGUCACCAUGAGUCCCUGGCCUUCUGGGAUUCCAUAAAAAAGACUGUGCGUGGUGAGGACGUGAAACAGGAAAAACUAAUUGUGUUUCGGGAUGGGAACCGGUUCGUUCUCAAUCUUACAAGUGUGAAGCCUGCGGACAGUGGUGUCUACUUCUGCAUGAUGAUCGAGGGCCCGCAGCUGAUCUUCGGGAAGGGAACUCAGCUGAAUGUGGUUGAUGUACUUCCCACCACUGCCCAGCCCACCAAGAAGUCCACCACCAAGAAGAAAGUGUGCCGGUCCCCCAACCCGGUGACCCAACAGCGCCCACCUUGCGGCCUUCUCCCCCUCAGCCUACUGGUGGCCGGUGUCCUGGUUCUGCUGGUGUCCCUGGGAGUGGCUAUCCACCUGCACUGCCGACAGAGGCGAGCCCGGCUUCGCUUCUUGAAACAGAAAUUCAAUAUAACUUGCCUGAAGAUAAGUGGUUUCACAACUUGCUGUUGUUUUCAGGUUUUACAAAUGAAUGGAGAAUACAGUUUUGGUGUCCUGCUUCAGAAAGACAUUGGUCAGCAAUGA
Otolemur garnettii (small-eared galago) is the source of this 744-nucleotide messenger RNA. It is a transcript of the gene CD8B, whose product is annotated as CD8b molecule. Gene Ontology annotation, biological process: regulation of immune response. Bases 1 to 744 code for a protein of 247 amino acids. The transcript is spliced from 6 exons. NCBI's taxonomy places the organism in Eukaryota, Metazoa, Chordata, Mammalia, Primates, Galagidae. The record is from RefSeq and is a predicted model, not a curated record. Gene Ontology annotation, molecular function: coreceptor activity; MHC class I protein binding. Gene Ontology annotation, cellular component: cell surface.